AUGAGCGGCAGCUGCGGCGCGGGGGCGCCCUUGCCGGCGGCGGGCUUCUGCGGGGAGGGCGUGACGGCGGAGUGGCUGCGUAUCUACGACCGGGUGGAAGCGCAGGUUGAUGCGCUCUACGCCGACCGCGCGCGCAUGGAGGCGGUCGGGAGCCGGUGGGGGGAAGCAUCGCUUCGCGGGGACAAGAAGAACAAGUUCACAGAACUACAAGAAUGUGACUUGGAGGAUGUCACAACCGGUGUAAAUCUUCUUGCCCUGCAGAACACCGAAUUUAAGGAAGUUGAAGGUUGUCCAGAGUAUGGUGAAAACACUGCAGAUCAUGAGCACAGCGUAAGAGAUUUGACAACAGAGGUUAGGAAACUGAAGGGAGCUUUUGAGACCCUCAUGUUAGAGAAGGAUAAGGAGGUUUCUGCCUUACACGCCGUACAGGAUUUUCUGUGGAACCGGUUGAGGACAAUGGACAAAGACAACACCGCUCUCUCUGAGAACAGGAAAUUAGCUGCAACACAAGCUAUUGAAGAGCUUCAGAACAAUCUAAAGGAACUGCAAAUGGCAUCCCAAAAGAAGGAUUGUGAGAUUGCCAGGUUGCAAGGAGAGGCUGUUGCGGCCGCAAAUAAACUGCAGGGAAUGCACUACUUGGCCAAGGAGAAAGAUAGAAAAAUAGAACAACUCCAUGGAGAAUAUGAUUCGUUACUUGCUGGAAAGGAUUUUGUGUGGAACAAACUGUGUAAAAAGGAGCAGGAGCUGCGGGGCUACGUCAUGCUCCUUAAGGACAAGCAAGUGGAGGCAGCACAAGCGAUCGAGGCAGCAGAGAAGCUUAGACAGAAGUUAAAGGAGCUGGGAGUGGCAGCCGUGAAGAUGAAGAACGAUGAUGAAAAUGGCAGGUUGCAGGCAGAAGCUGGUGAUGGCAAAACCAUCCAGGCGUCCAUCCCUCAUCUUGAGCUCCAACACUUAUCACGAAGUGGCCGCCUUUUGAGCAUAUGGGUGACUGACGCCAUCAGCGUAAUGUAUGCAGUUAACAGUUCAGAUACAAUUUACAGUGUCAAGGCGAAGGUAUUCGAUCAGACGGGCUUACCCCCAGAACAGCAGCAGCUCUACUUCGCCGGCAGGCUGCUAGUGGACAGCCGCACCUUGGCCGACUACAACAUCGGCCCAGAGAAGUGUACCCUUUAUCUGGACCUCCACCUCCCAUGGCCUAGAGAUAGGCCGCAUAUACAGGUUAACACUUCCGGUCCUUUCGGAUGCAAGACCAUCAUCAGCGCAAAGGUUUGUUCUGCUACUACCGUUGACAGUAUCGAGGAGAGGAUCCACGAUGAGAAGGGCAUUCCUCCUGGCAGACAGCACCUCACCUUGGAUGGGAAUCUGCUGAAGAAUGGCCACACCUUUGGGGAGUACAACGGGCAGAGUUCGUGUGAUAUCGCUCUGCAGCUCCGCCUGCCUGGUGGCAAGUGA
This is a messenger RNA of Lolium rigidum, 1452 nucleotides long. RefSeq lists its product as uncharacterized. The transcript has 3 exons. NCBI's taxonomy places the organism in Eukaryota, Viridiplantae, Streptophyta, Magnoliopsida, Poales, Poaceae. The coding region runs from base 1 to 1452 and encodes 483 amino acids. The record is from RefSeq and is a predicted model, not a curated record. Gene Ontology annotation, molecular function: protein binding.